AUGGAACAUGUCCACAGGACUGCGCUCACGGAAACCGAGGACGACCUGAGGAUUGAAAAUCAGAAUUUUUUGGGAGAAGCGGAAACUGUGGUGCGCCUGGUAAUUGUAUUUGUGGACAUCCUACUAAUAGCAAGCUUGGCAUUGGAUUUAAACGUUAAUUGCGAUGGAUAUUUACGAACAUGGAUCAUAGGAGCAAUAUUAUUGAGUUUUUUCUUAUUUUCUUUUGUAAGAAGAGUUCAAGUUUUAUUAAAGGAAGACAAAGGGCUAUUCUCUGAGGUUCUUUUAAUGCUAGUGUGCUUUCUGUGGACAUACUUUGGGACAAUUCAGAUUAACAAAGCCAGUUCGUGUCAGAAGAGUGCUCCUUACUUAUUUUGGACAGUGUUUACCUUAGUUACUACGAUUUGGUGUUCCAUUAUAGGACUAAUUUUAAGCCUGAUGAUUAUAACAAUAGGCUCCUUUUUUGUUGUUCGAUCGAAGGUAGGAUAA
Plasmodium knowlesi strain H is the source of this 486-nucleotide messenger RNA. RefSeq lists its product as uncharacterized. Bases 1 to 486 code for a protein of 161 amino acids. The transcript is spliced from 9 exons. NCBI's taxonomy places the organism in Eukaryota, Apicomplexa, Aconoidasida, Haemosporida, Plasmodiidae. The record is from RefSeq and is a predicted model, not a curated record.